Messenger RNA from Cucurbita pepo subsp. pepo (vegetable marrow), 1039 nucleotides. RefSeq lists its product as uncharacterized. NCBI's taxonomy places the organism in Eukaryota, Viridiplantae, Streptophyta, Magnoliopsida, Cucurbitales, Cucurbitaceae. The record is from RefSeq and is a predicted model, not a curated record.
UAGUUUUGUUUUCGGCUAGUUUGAACUUUUUAUCUUUAUUGUUUGGGUUGAGAUUAGGGUUAGAUUUGCAAAUCGGUGUCGGGAUAAUUUUCAGAUUCGAGUCUGGCGACUCCGAUUGCCGGUUGCAUUUGAAGAACCCUCUAGGGUUUACGUUCAGAUUUCUUGCCUGGCCGUAUUUCAAAAUGGGUAAGAACCAAGCAUACAAAGCAAUGCAGAAAGCCAGGCUGGGAUCCUCAAGUUCGGCUGGGCCGGUUGAAAUUGAAGAUGGAAUGGUGGAUGGUUCAUUUCAUUCACCAGAGUGGCAUGCUGCUCGUUUGGCCAGCCUUAAUACGUCUCACACGAUUACCUGGGAGGAAUAUAAGAAGAAGCAAAAGGAAGAUGAGUUGAAAAAGGGAGAGCUAGAAGCAGAUACAGAUAGAAUGAUGAAAGAAUAUCGAGCGCAAUUGGAUGCUGAGCGGGCACGUAAACUUGCUCAGGGGAGAAAUUGUUCUAGUAGCAAGAGUGGUCAUGAAAAGGAAAGGAAGAACAGAGAUUUAAAGAAGCGGAGCAAAAGAAGGAGAAAGCAUUCGAGGAGGAAAUCAUCCGAGUCUAGCUCCUCAAGUUCACCCUCGGAUUCAUCCAGCAGCGACGAAGAAGAAAGAGAAUCUAGAAGAUCCAGAUCCAGAUCAAAGAGAUCGAAGAGGGAAAAGAAGCACAAGUCUAGAACCAAGCACUCUUCAAGCGACGAUGAAGAGGCCGAUGGCCCCGUGCCACUUUCAAGAUUCUUUGAGAAAGUGAAGAAUUAAAGGGGCAUUUGUUCUGUAAUGUUUAUAGAAUUUCUAGUCUUGAAAUGGCGUAUUCGAUCCUCGCCUUCUUUUUCUUCUAAAUUUGCAUUCAAGUAUUGUUGUUUCGACUAUUGGCUUUCUAGAGUAGGAGCGGUCUAUGUCGUAGAAGAUCGGACCAAUGGUCGUAGGAGAUCGGAUCAAUGGGAUGAAAAGCGAGUCAUUUAACAACCAGGUGAUACAAAACUGCAAAUAUUCAACCCAGAGAGUAACGACCA